Molecule: messenger RNA, 1644 nt
Organism: Fonsecaea multimorphosa CBS 102226
Lineage: Eukaryota; Fungi; Ascomycota; Eurotiomycetes; Chaetothyriales; Herpotrichiellaceae
Exons: 4
Coding region: 1-1644 (547 amino acids)
Biological process (GO): secondary metabolic process
Molecular function (GO): CoA-ligase activity
Source: RefSeq, a predicted model, not a curated record
AUGCCUUUCGUGUCUAAGAUCGAGUCGCUGCCCUUGCAGAAAUGCAGCGUCCUGGAUUUUCUGUUCCCAGCCGAUCAACCUGUAUCCGAUAAGCCCCUGUGGAUCGAUGCCGCCGACACAUCGCAUUGGAACUCUCCAAAGAGUGCUCUGGCUUUGGCCAAGCGGUUUGGGUACGGCCUCCAGCAAUUGGGCGUCCAGUUCGAGGAUAGAUGCUUGCUCUUCACACCCAAUCAUAUCAUGGUUCCGGUAUCGUAUUUUGGCGUGGUGGGCAUUGGUGCUGCUUUCUCUGGAGCCAACCCGACAUUCACUGAGAAAGAAUUGGAAUACCAAAUCACAAUCUUGCAGCCGAAAAUUCUGCUUGUGCAUCCAUCCCUGAUUCCCACCGCGAAGGCUGCCGCCGCCAAAGCAGCGGUCCCGGGUAUGAGACUGUAUGUCUUCUCAGACCGUGAGACAGGAACUAUCGACGGUCUUCCAGAUUGGAGAGUCAUCCUCGGCACUCCUGAGCAAGGUGAGCAGUGGCAAUGGAGGAAGCUCCCUGGGGAAGAGGCCGUGAACACUAUUGCAGCCAUCAACUUCUCGUCCGGUACCACUGGAUUGCCCAAGGGCGUCUGUGUGUCUCAUUUCAACGUGGUGUCGAAUGUCAUGCAGAUCAAAUCUCUCUACGACUUCGAACCUUCGGAGAAAUGGGCGGGAUUCCUGCCACUCUACCACGCCUAUGGACAGUGCUACGCUAUCCUCAUGGCAACAAUCAACCAUAUUCCCAUGCUCAUCAUCAGCAAAUUCGAGUUUGUCGAGUAUCUCCGCAUCAUCCAGGACCACAAGAUCACCCGCUUACAGACCGUUCCACCGAUUCUAAUCAUGCUAAAUAAGAGGCCAGAGACGGCGAACUACGAUCUGAGCAGCGUCAAGGAGAUCCUAUGUGGAGCCGCACCCGUCUCAAGAGAGCUCGAGGCCCAGGUGUCCAAGAAAUUCAACGUUCGCAUCACGCAGGGAUGGGGCAUGACUGAGACGACGUGCGCCGUGUCUGGAGUGCCGUACUAUGAAAAGCACCGAACCGGCUCCGUGGGUGUUGUCAUGCCGAACACCGAGGUGAAGAUCAUGACAGAUGAUGGCAGGGAGGCAAGUAUAGGGGAAGCGGGAGAACUCUACGUCCGCGGCCCGCAGGUUUGCCUGGGGUACUGGAAGAAUCCACAAGCGACGCUCGACUCAUUCGACCCUGUGACCGGGUGGCUAAAGAGCGGUGAUGUAGCAGUGAUGAACGCUGACGGACAUAUGGCGAUCGUGGAUCGAAAGAAGGAAUUGAUCAAGGUGCAGGCUCUUCAAGUGUCGCCCGCGGAGGUCGAAGCGGCCCUGAUUGAACAUCCCGACAUUGCCGACGCCGGCGUAGUCGGCAUUACCUUUGACGACAGCGAAUGGCCGAGAGCGUACGUGGCUCUCAAGGAAGAGUCUCGUGGGAAAGUCACGGAGAGGGAGAUCCAGGAGUGGCUGAACGUUCGGGUGUCGAAGCACAAGCGUCUCGUUGGAGGUGUUGCGUUCAUCCCUGAAGUGCCUCGUCUGCCUAGCGGCAAGAUCCAAAGGAAGGUCAUGAAGGAAUGGGCCAAGCGGGACGCGAUGACAGUGUUCAAUUCGAGGCCCAAGCUUUGA